Cyprinus carpio (common carp) is the source of this 1445-nucleotide messenger RNA. RefSeq names its product acyl-CoA thioesterase 18. The transcript is spliced from 11 exons. Gene Ontology annotation, biological process: fatty acid metabolic process; acyl-CoA metabolic process. Gene Ontology annotation, molecular function: fatty acyl-CoA hydrolase activity. Lineage: Eukaryota; Metazoa; Chordata; Actinopteri; Cypriniformes; Cyprinidae. The record is from RefSeq and is a predicted model, not a curated record.
CUCAAUCUUACCGCACUCAUUUUCAUCAUGUUGGCACCUAUAAGGACUGUGAGCACUGAGGUGGGGACUUGUCCUCUGCUGAUUGUUCAGCCCAGUAGAGCACUGGUGGACGAGAAGUUUCAGAUUGUCAUAAUGAAUUUACUGCCGAAUCAAAAGGUGACACUACACUCUCUGCAUCAAUCAGAGGACAAGGACUUCUGGGAGGCAUUUGGACACUACAUCAGUGAUGAAUACGGGACAGUGACAGUGGCCAAAGAUGAAAGUCUGGGAGGCACCUAUGAAGGCACAGAGCAAAUGGGGUUGCUAUGGAGCAUGAAGCCCAUACCAGGAAGUCGAUCUGGACUCCGGUAACUUAGGCUGGCAAAUUCUGAUCUGCGUAAGAUGAAUAUACUCACACCAAUAGUAAUUCACAUCUCAGUAUAUGGUGGGCAUCUGUCUCAAGGAUUCAGCCAGCAAACACCCCUGGCAACCAGUGUCAUAGAGCGCUGGUAUGUUGCGCCAGGUGUGCAGAGGGUGAACAUCAGGGAGAAUGGAGUACGAGGAACUUUAUUUCUUCCUCCAGGUCCUGGGCUGUACCCAGGAGUGCUGGAUCUGUGGGGAGGAGGUGGUGGUUUAGUUGAAUAUCGUUCUGGCUUGCUUGCAUCUCAUGGCUUUGCAUCCAUGGCACUUGAGUACCUCGGUCCAGAAGACCUGAGAACAGCUGAUGUUGAUGUGUCAUACUUUGAGAAAGCAUACCAGAUCCUGCAGAAUCAUCCAAAGGUACAGAGGGACCGUAUGGCAAUGCUCGGGCUGUCUUUUGGAAGUGCCGUCACACUCAGUAUGGCAGCCUACUCCAAAGUCAUCAAGCCCCAGUGCUGUGUGUGUAUCAGCGGAAGUCAUGUGUUUCCUGUUGAUAAAUCCCUUUUUGAAGUCUUUGAGGGAAUGAAAAAGUAUAUAGGUAGGGUACAAGUGAAUGAGGAGAACCAGGUAAUACACAGAGACAUUAUCUUGCCAAUUCCCUCAGACCCAGCUCUCAAAGUGGAUGUUGGGAGAAUAAAGUGUCCUCUUCUGUUGGUGAACGCCGGUGAUGAUCAGAACUGGGCUUCUGUUGAAUCUGCUGAAGAUAUGGAGAUAAUGAUGGAGAAAGCAGGAAAUCGAGACCUGUUGACGGUCCUGACGUAUCCUGGAGCAGGUCAUCUGAUUGAACCUCCAUACUCUCCUCACUUCCGAGCAUCUAACUUCAUCCUCCAGGAAGUGAAGGAGAAGAUUGUCAUGCUGUGGGGUGGACAGACGAAACCACACGCAUACGCACAGGAGGACUCAUGGGAGAAGAUUUUAGCAUUUCUGCGGAAGCACCUCUACUUCAGUUCAAACUUUGCAGUGAAAGCCAAACUGUAGUUCUAUCAUCUACAACUUUAUUUCAAAUAAUGUUUAUAAUGAUUAUUUUGUUGUUUUUUGUAAAAAAA